Molecule: messenger RNA, 2173 nt
Organism: Fomitiporia mediterranea MF3/22
Lineage: Eukaryota; Fungi; Basidiomycota; Agaricomycetes; Hymenochaetales; Hymenochaetaceae
Exons: 17
Coding region: 1-1914 (637 amino acids)
Molecular function (GO): hydrolase activity, acting on carbon-nitrogen (but not peptide) bonds
Source: RefSeq, a predicted model, not a curated record
AUGUCCGUACCAUCAACACAAGACUCAUCUGGCGGCCUUCGACGACGCUCUGCGGAUUCCAAAGAUACAACUGGACGUGAUGGCACAUACACAAGCGGAGAGCUGGUGACUUCUGAGAAAAGCACAUCGAGGAAAGCUGAAGACCGAAUCUCUCAUCAACCGAAUUCUGCCGCGACCGCAAAUCGACUUGUGCCUCUGAUAUUUAUCAUCAUUUGUAGUUUCGGUCUUUCUUUACUCCUUCGAGGGCGGUUUUCUGCUCUUCCGAAGACAUAUGCACUGUGUUCAAAACAAGGAAAUAUUUAUACGGUCGAUGCAAGUACCCCUCGAGCAGAGUGCAUCGUUGUUCACGAGUCCCGUAUCUUAUCAGUUGGUACACUUGGCAUGCUCGCAGAGAAGUUCAAGGCAUUCAAGAGUGGUUUAAAAUUCUAUUUCGUUGAGCCAGGUCAUAUCGUUGUCCCUGGUCUAGCAGAUUCCCAUGCCCAUCUCCUUGAGCAAGGGUUCAAGAUGGAGUUGGAUAAACUAAGCCAAUACAAUUGCACCAAAACUUGUUCAGAGGUAAUUGAGAAAGUGAAAAACUACGUUAAGAACCGCCCAGACUUGUUGAAGGACAGGGGUUUAUGGAUACAGGGGGACGGAUGGGAUCAAACAAAAUGGCCUGAGAGAGAAUUUCCAACGGCGGCUGAAUUUGAGGCAGAUCCUCUUCUUCGAGGUCGCCCGAUACGGUUACUUCGAGUUGACUACCACGCAGUAUGGGUGUCUCAGAAGGUGAUUGACGAAGCUGGCAACCUUCCACAAGACGUCCAAGGUGGACUGAUCGUCCGGGAUGAGAAUGGCAGUCCUACAGGUAUAUUUGUGGACAAUGCGAUGGACAUCAUCAAGGUACCGGAAUGGACGGAGAAGCAAAUGCUUGACUACUAUUUUUCGGCGGUGAAGGAGGCGCUGUCUUACGGCCUUACUUCGAUACACGAUGCAUGGGCUUUACCGCGUACCAUAGAAUUUUUCAAAAGGGUAGCCGAUGCGAACAAACUUCCGCUGCGGCUCUAUCUUAUGCGUGCUAUUAAUUUGCUUGACUACCGAGGCGAGCAGAUCGAGCGUUUCGUGAACUAUGGACCUGCGGGAAGACUCACGUUGCGCAGUAUCAAAAUGAUGAGCGACGGCUCGCUGGGCUCGUGGAGUGCUGCGCUGAUGGAACCCUACACGGAUAAGCCUGAGACUCGAGGGUUGUUGCUGGCUUCCCCCGAAAGACUAUCAGACGUGAUCACCGACUUCUGGAAUUCUGGCUUCCAAACAAAUAUCCACUGCAUCGGUGAUUUAGCCAACAAUGUCGUUCUGGAUAUCUUCGAGAAGCUACUGCGAGAUAAUUCAAGCGCAGCAGAGCACAGACCUCGCAUCGAACAUGCCCAGAUCAUGACUCCGUCGGAUUUGGAGCGCACAGCACGGCUCGGAGUGAUUGCGAGUGUGCAGCCGACCCAUGCCACGACCGAUAUGUGGUAUGCUGAGUCACGAUUGGGGCCAGAACGAAUCAAGUCAGCCUACGCUUACAGAACACUCCUACAAAACUCCGAGGCCCACGUUCUGCCUCUUGGCUCAGAUUUCCCCGUCGAGAGCGUGAACCCGUUGCUCGGCUUUUACGCGGCUGUGACACGCCUCUCGGAGUCAGGAGACUCCCCGCACGGAACUGACGGAUGGUUCCCCUCCGAACGUCUAACCCGCUCCGAAGCCCUAAAAGGCAUGACCCUCGACGCCGCCUACGCCUCCUUCAACGAAGACCAAAUCGGAUCGCUCUCCCCAGGGAAGCACGCUGAUUUCGUCGUACUCGAUACCAACAUCAUGACCGUCCCCUUUCCCCAAAUUUUACGAGCUAAAGUCAUGGCAACUGUGGUGGAUGGGAGACCUGUUUAUGGGAAACUUUGAUUGUCUGAUUGUCUGAUUGAAUUAUUUUGAUCUUUUUUUUUGAUUUUGAUUUUUUGAUUAUCCUGACUGUAGGGAUGGAGCAACGGAGGUUUUUAUUUUUACCUUGUUACGGAUCCGAAGUCGAUUUAUAGCGUUCAUCAAGUCAAGCAAUCAAAGGAGAAAGGAAUCGGGAAAGUCCGAAAUGUGUAGUCUGUAGAUGCCAUUUGUGAUGAUACAUGGUAUGCUUCGUUUAAUAAUAAAAUACAACUAUGUGAGAUGC